AAGAACUUAUGUUUAAUUCUCUCUUUUAAUUGAAGAGGAAAAGUGAUGCUCGGUACGGAGGCGCUGGGAGGCUGUGUGCGUGUGAACUGGUGUGCUCCCUUGGUGAAGGCAGUUUAAUGCGCUCCUUAUCCAGCAAUUUCAGAGGAUUACUUUUUCCAUAUGUGAGGGAUGGGUUCUGGGAUGCUGGACUGGAGGUUGUCUUGUCUCCUGGUGCAGGCAGCGGUUCUGCUCCUGCUCAGCGAGGGGGAGAAGAUGUGCCCCGCCAGUUGCCGCUGCGAAGGCAAAAUUGUCUACUGCGAGUCGGGAAUCUUCCAGGACGUGCCCGAGAACAUCACAGUUAACUGCCAGGGCCUUUCUCUGCGCUACAACAACCUCCUGGGGCUGCUGCCGUACCAGUUCGCCCACCUCAACCAACUCAUCUGGCUGUACCUGGACCACAACUCCAUCAGCGCUGUGGAUGCUUUGGCGUUUCAUGGCGUCCGAAGGCUCAAGGAACUCAUACUAAGUUCCAACAAAAUAAGCCAUCUUCAUAACAAUACCUUCAGUGCAAUUCCUAAUCUACGAAAUCUGGACCUAUCCUACAACCAGCUGCAGUUCAUCCACCCAGGGCAUUUUUUUGGCCUACGAAAACUACAAAACCUGCAUCUUCGCUCCAACGGCCUCAAGCAAAUUUUUGUUCGUACGUUUUUGGAGUGUCGGAGUUUGGAGUUUCUUGACCUCGGUUACAAUCGGUUGCGGAGUCUUACGCGAACAACUUUUUUGGGUUUGUUUAAAUUAAAAGAGCUUCACUUGGAGCACAAUCAGUUCUCCCGGAUUAAUUUCUUUCUUUUUCCACGCCUCACCAACCUGCAGGCCCUUUAUCUACAGUGGAACCGCAUUCGAGCUAUCAGCCAGGGCGAGCGCUGGAUUUGGCAAAAGCUGCAAAAGUUGGAUCUUUCUGGGAAUGAGAUACAAACGCUGGACCCGGUGGUUUUUCAGUGCAUGCCUAAUUUACAGAUCCUCAAUCUAGAAUCAAAUAAACUCAGCAGCGUCCCCGUGGAGGCAGUGGCGGCUUGGACAUCUCUCACCACCAUCAGUUUGGCGGGAAACUCUUGGGACUGCAGGCCUAGCAUCUGCCCACUAAUGGUCUGGCUCCUAACCAUCCGGGACGCCAAAGAUAUAAGUAUGAUCUGCAGCGGUCCCAAGAGGGCACAGGGCGAGCGAGUGGUGGAUGCCAUAAGGAACCACUCCACGUGCCCGGACAAUGUGUUCUCUACCACUGCUCUACUUCUCCUUCACACGUCAACCGCAGCUAAAAACACCACAAGCCAGCAUCCCACAACUGUAUCCCUGGAGUUGGAUGUUCCUGAAGCUACAGUACAGAUUCUGACCCCUCCCCCUAUCUAUCAUAUAAGCACUGACAGAAAGACAACAAAAGAACCAACUACUUUUACAAGGACCACUUUACCUUUCAAUCCCGAAACCCCCACUACAUUCAUUCCUGAGAUACAUUUCGAACACAUGUCUUUCCAUAAAAUCAUUGCGGGGAGCGUGGCCCUGUUUCUGUCUGUGUCAUUGAUUCUCUUAGUUAUUUAUGUCUCGUGGAGGCGCUAUCCCAACACCAUGAGGCAGCUGCAGCAGCACUCUGUCAACCAUAAGAAGAGGAAAAAGACCCGCAAGCAAGAGCAGGACCUAAACUCACAACUUCAGGAAUAUUAUCUGAGCUACCAUUCCAACUCGGAGACGAUGGACUCUCUGGUGAAUGAGGUACGGCCUUGCACAUGCACCAUAUCGGGAUCCAUAGAGUGUGAGGUCUGAGAGAACACUCAUUCAGCUUCUAAGAGAAGUGCAGUUGCCCGGCAGAGGUGUCUAAAUGAUGUUUUCCGUGAGUUGAAAUGCUUUUUAUCUCUUAAUACACGGUGAUGGAUUUUUACAGAGCUGAAAGAAGUACUUGGGGGCAUUGUGCGAUAUAAUUACGUGCAUGGAAAGAAAGAAGAGGAGGGAUGAGAUGGGCAUAGAGAUAUAUUUGGAGCGGGGCUAAUUAUUGCACGGACUGACACAGGAACGCUGACGGGGUCAUGCAGGUUGGCCGUGGAAGAGGAGAGGUAAUGACUGGACUUGCUACUAGGGAAAACUCACAGUGACAGAAAGACUGGUCCACUGUUGUCAUUUGAUAUGGUCUUUAUCCAACAAAGGCAAUUUAUACACCGAUUUUAAUUUAUACUGUAUGCCACUGGGGGAGUAUGGGAGCAUCUUUGAGUACAUGUGUGCAUCUAUCUGUGCCAUUUAGUCAGUGCUGGUUGUGUUCCUCUUUUAAGUUGAAGUUUGUCUAAUUAUUUGGCAACAACCUGCCUUAAUGCAGAGUAUCUACAGUGGAACACAAUGAAACAAAUUGUAAUGAAAUGCAGCUAUGGUUGGAUUUGUACCUGCUGGAGUUGUUGUUUCUACACAGAGGCUACAAUAAAUUCUUGUGAAGUUUGGUCACAAGUCACAUUUUGUGGCUAUAAAAAUAACUGUUACACUAUCAAUGCACUUACAUUUUAUUACAGUUUGUUCAAACAUGUGUCACUGGUAAAUUGUUGAUAUACAUAUCAAAUCUAUUAAGUAUGUGAUACUGAUUCUUUUAUUUGAAGAACAGUUUUUGAUCCACUGCAAAUAAACAGUAAGUCAAACCCCAACACCAACACUCACACCAAAAUACACGUUGUUGCAUUAAAAAAACUAAACACAAAAUCCAUCUUUAUGUAGUGGCUAAUUUUUUUAAUUAACCAACGAAGUCAUGUAUGAAAUAAAAAGCUGAAUAGUGAAUAUGGUGGAAGAUACAAACUGUGAACAAAUUGGUAGAGAAUAAAUGUGUCCUUAAAUUUAGUAAAAAGUAAAACCCUGAAAAGCAUGAAAAAGCAGGAUUAUAACUUUUUAUAAACGAUUAAAAGCUGUACUCAAUUCACUGGUAAGAGAUUUUUUUUCUAUUAAAAAACAAUCAAGGCUGACUACAUUUUCAAAGGACCCCUCUAUACAAAGUAGUUUCAGUUUAAAGUGAAAUUUCAUUAAAAAAAAAACCCUGUGCCAUAGCCUUUGGAGCACCUUGUCCUUGCAUUAAAAUAUUUUGCAUGAAAAAAUAUGAACCUCCAGGACAUGUUUAGUUGAUAAAUACAAAUAAAUCAAGCAAAACGUUCCGGCAGGUGAGGAAAUACUUUUUAUUUAUGAUGUCACUCUAAUCCUAAGGAGACAUGUUAUGCAAAAUGUCCUUUUUUGUGUGUAAUUCAUGAAUUUUGAGCAGUCUGUUUUUCUAUAAUCAAGACGCCAUUGCUCCAAAAAUUCCAAUUUUCCCCAACCCCCAUAUGCUCCCACAGUUCUGUACUUACUUCGGCCUUCUUUUUGUUUUUUUGUCUUAAUUGCAGUGUGUUGCCAUUUUGGCUCAAAUGAAAACAAAAUAUGAACUGCAGCUUUCCAUAGGAGGGGCCGAAAGCAUUGUCCAGCAGCGAGGGACUUUUUGAUGACGUUUAAGGUGAUGUACCAUAAAGGAGCAAGUGAACAAGUCAUUUUAGAUUGAUAUUAAGAUUUUCAAAAGUCCAAAAUAUAAAAUACCAAUCGGGUAUCACACAUUAUAACUAUUUAGCAGAUAAGAGCAUAAUAUGUCUUCUUUAAUACUGGUCAGUCAUAGUAUAUUAAGACAAUAGUGCAUUUGACUGGGAUGGAUCACUGUUCAGAAACAUGUUUUGCUGUUAAAAUUUGACAAGAAAAAUUAUUCACUAAAAUAACUAAUAUUUUUGUGUCUUACAAUCCAGUUCUGAGGACCACACUUUAAUCAUCGC
Molecule: messenger RNA, 3794 nt
Organism: Periophthalmus magnuspinnatus
Lineage: Eukaryota; Metazoa; Chordata; Actinopteri; Gobiiformes; Gobiidae
Gene: lrrtm4l2
Product: leucine rich repeat transmembrane neuronal 4 like 2
Exons: 2
Coding region: 169-1797 (542 amino acids)
Molecular function (GO): protein binding
Source: RefSeq, a predicted model, not a curated record